UGGAAUAAUCCAGAAGAGAUAGAAGCCCAUAAGAAACCAAAAAAAAAAGGAAAAUUCAACCACCGGUGAUGACGGAGUCCUCCACAUUCUCCAUCGCUAACCUACCGGAGAUACCUGAUCUCAACCCUAACAUGCUAUCCGAUCUCGAGAUGACCUCAUUCCCGCCGCUAGAUCCUUUCUCCCUCUCUGCCUCCGAUCCAAUUUCCGAUCUAAGCGCCUUCCUCGACGGCCAGAACGGAGACUUUGCCGAUUUCGAUUUCUCAUUGGACGAUUUCGACUUCGACCUCGACGCGGAAGUCCCGGUGGUGAUCUCGGAAGCGAUUGCGAACAACGAUUCAUCGGAGGCGAAGAACGAAGGCUCGGAAGAGCGAUCCGACUCCGUUCAUUCUCAGGUCUCGUCGCAAGGCUCGAAGACUUCCGCGUCAGGCGGCGGCUGCUGCGAGGCGUUAUCCUCUCCUGAGAAGUCUUCAGUCAGCAAGAGGAAGAAGGGAGACUCGGGAGGAGAAUACAGGAGCUCUAAGCAUCAAAAAUCCGAUGCCUCGCCUAUGGAGGAGGAGGAGGAUGAAAAGAAGAAGGUGAGGCUGAUUAGGAACCGCGAGAGCGCUCAGCUUUCGAGGCUGAGGAAGAAGCAAUACGUUGAGGAGCUUCAAGGGAAAGUCAAGAGUAUGAACUCAACAAUUGCUGAGUUGAAUACUAAGAUAUCUUAUGUUAUGGCUGAGAAUGCUGCGUUAAGGCAGCAGAUGGCUGCUACUGCUUCUGCUGGUGCUGGUGCUCAUCCUCCUCCUAUGAAUCCUUACAUGGCUCCGUUACCUUAUCAGUGGAUGCCGUAUCCUCCUCCGCCGUAUCCUUAUGGAUCACAGACUCCUUUCGUUCCCAUUCCUAAACUGCCUCUCCCGCGUUGUAAGCCGAAUAAGGGAGAGAGCAAAAGCAAGCUCAAGAAGGUUGCUAGCAUUAGUUUUAUUGGGGUUGUGUUCUUUAUGUUCUUGUUUGGUACGUUGGUUCCGUCUAUGAAUGUAAACAAUGGAGGAAGAGAUAGUGGUUUGUCUAUGUAUGAGGGUCGUAGGUAUUAUGAUGAAGGUAGAGGGAAGGUUCUUAUGGUUGGUGAUGGGUCUGAUGUUAGAAGAGGUAGGGGUCUUGGUGAGAGAGAUAGUUGUGGGGGAGUAGAAGGACGACUGAGCAAUUCCAGUGAGCCUCUCUUUGCUUCUCUCUACGUUCCAAGGAACGAUGGGCUUGUGAAGAUCGACGGGAACUUGAUCAUUCAUUCUGUUCUGGCUAGCGAGAAAGCUAAGAAGAAUAUCUCCGAGACGAUAAAAAGGGAAGAACCUGAUUUGACUGUUCCUGGUACUCUGUCUUCUGCAUUAGCUGUCCCUGAUGUUAGAGGAAACGGGGCGAUGCUUCCGCAUUCUUCCAAGGCUCUCUCUUCUGGUUCGCCUGAUAGGAAAAGACUUCACCAGUGGUUUCAUGAAGGUGGUGCAGGGACUUUAAUGGAUUAUAGCAUGUGCACCGAGGUCUUCCAGUUCGAUAUUUCACCAGGGGCUAUAGUCCCAUCAUCAGUCUCCAACAUUACAAGGGAGCAUCUCCAGAAUGUCACCACCACCCAGGACAAGAGAAUGAAGAACAGGAGGAUUCUCGAGGGGCUUCCGGUUUCACGUUUGGCAUCUGAGCUCAACAACAUCACGGAAGCCCAGGCGAGCAAAGACGCCCAAAACAAGAGCUUUCAUGGGAAAGCUAAUACCAAACAACCUACAUCAUCAUCUUCAAUGGUUGUUUCAGUGUUGCUUGAUCCAAGGGAGGUGGUCGACUCUGAAACAGUCAUGCCCUCAAACCCGAAAUCACUUUCCCGGAUCUUCGUGGUGGUGCUUCUAGACAGCGUAAAGUACGUUACAUACUCAUGUGUUCUUCCCCGGUCAGGUCUCCACCUUGUGGCCACCUGAUCCGAGAAUAGCUCGUUUUUUUACUCAUGUUGACCCAAAGUAGACGAACAAUGACUUGUUUAUAUACAAACACAUUUGUGACUUUUUUCCCUGUGUUGUAGUAAAACUCAGUGUUUUUAA
Raphanus sativus (radish) is the source of this 2054-nucleotide messenger RNA. RefSeq names its product bZIP transcription factor 28-like. NCBI's taxonomy places the organism in Eukaryota, Viridiplantae, Streptophyta, Magnoliopsida, Brassicales, Brassicaceae. The transcript is spliced from 2 exons. The record is from RefSeq and is a predicted model, not a curated record. Gene Ontology annotation, molecular function: DNA-binding transcription factor activity. Gene Ontology annotation, cellular component: endoplasmic reticulum membrane; nucleus. Bases 69 to 1934 code for a protein of 621 amino acids.